CUCAGUUUUCUCAUUUGUAAAAUGGAGAUGAUCUCGAAGGUCCUUCCCAUCUCUGAAUCUUUGGAUUUGAUAAUGCAUUGCAUAUAUUAAGAAGUCAAGAACAUGAUCCGCCGUGCAGUGUUCUUGGCUGAUCGAUGAUGUGUUCUUUCAUCCUGUAGAUUAAUACUGCCAUACGAAAGAUUUAUUAAAGGAGAGGAAGAUAAGCCCCUGCCUCCAGUAAAGCCUCGAAAACAGGAGAAUGCUGCCCAGGAGAGCGAGAGCAAAACAAAAAUGUCCGGAACGAAACGCAUCAAAAGUGAAAACCCAAAGAACAAAAAGGAAAAAGACCAUGCCGCGAAGCCCCAGGAUGCCUCAGAGGUCUCAUCGGAGCAGGAGAAGGAGACGCCAGAUCAGAGGAGUCUGACCGCAGCAGAACUGAAGAAGCAGAUGGAAGGAAUCCAAGACUGUGCAGUGGCCGGAGCAGACCCAGGAAAAGACUUGAAGGGCCAAGGUUCACACAAGGAGAAAGCCGAGGAGGCCGUGGAGAAGGAGGAGGAGGCGCCAUCUUCUUUUUCCGGCGUCCCCGGCCUCCCCGAGGAGGAGCCAGCCCACCUCCCGGGGGUCGGCAAAGAGUCGCACCCGUCGCCAGAUGUCCUCGUUGACAUGAAGCAAGAGCCUCAGACAUGCAGUUUCACGGAGGGCCCCGAAAACGAGCUUCAGGAGAACCCCUUCGGCAGUUUCCCCGCCAUGCAGUUGCCUUUGGCGAGCCAGAACGAGAUGGAAGACGACAAGCUGCCCGUGAUGGCCGAUUACAUCGCCAACUGCACCGUCAAAGUGGACCAGCUUGGCCACGACGACAUCCACGAUGCGUUGAAGCAAAACCCCAAAGUCCUCGUGGUCCAGUCCUUUGACAUGUUCAAAGACAAAGAGUUGACGGUUCCCGUCCACGAUGACCCGGCCUUUAACUAUACCCCCUUGCUUUACUCCCGGGGUAAUCCGGGCAUCAUGUCGCCACUGGCGAAGAAGAAACUUCUGUCCCAGGUGAGCGGCGCCAGUUUAUCCAGCAGCUAUCCCUACGGCUCCCCUCCCCCUUUGAUCAGCAAAAAGAAAAUGACCAGCAGAGAUGAACUGUGUUCGGGUUUGUCCCAGGCCCAUCACGGUCCCAACGCAGACCACAUGGUAGUCAGCCGACCGUCGGUGAUACAGCACGUGCAGAGUUUCAAAAGCAAGACUUCGGAAGAAAAAAAGGUCAUUCACGAAGUCUUUAAGCAGGACAAAUUAAGUAAGCCAGAUAGCCAUCGCUGCAGUUUCUCCAAACAUCACCUUAACCCACUCUCCGAGUCGUAUGUACUGAAGUCGGAGAUGGAGGAGAGCAAAGACAAACUGAUGGAAAAAAGGGCGCUCCAGCACUCCCACGUGCCCAGCUUCCUGGCAGAUUUCUAUUCAUCUCCCCAUCUACACAACCUUUACCGACACACAGAACACCACCUUAAUAAUGAACAGACAUCUAAAUAUCCCCCCCGAGACAUGUAUAGGGAAUCAGAAAAUAUUUCUACUUUUCCUUCACAUAAACACCAAGAAAAACUCAGUGUAAAUUAUCACACGUCUUUGCAUCUGCAAGACAAAAAGACGGCAUUGGAAGCCUCUUCGGAUGACCAGCCCACCGAUUUGAGUCUUCCAAAGAGCACGCAUAAGCAGACUGGAAAGGCCCUGGGCCUGACUCAUUCGUCCCUGGGGCAGCAGGAAGGCAAAAAUAUUUCACAGUUUCAGGUUAUGAGCAGCCAGACAAAUCGAGACUGUAACCCCAAAGCCUGCCGAGUGUCCCCCAUGACCAUGUCGGCCCCCAAAAAAUACGUCGAGUCCCUUCCUAGGUCUGGAAAGCCUCACCAUGUGAGACUGGAAAAUUUAAGGAAGAUGGAGGGGAUGGUUCAUCCGAUCUUACACCGCAAAGCCAGCCCCCAGAAUAUCGGCGCGGCGCGGCCUUUAAAACGGAACCUGGAGGAUUUGGAUCUGGUGAUUUCGGGGAAGAAGAUCCGUGCGGUGUCUCCCCUGGAUUCAGCCAAGGAGACGUCGGCAAAGGACAAGGGCUCGGAGCAGGACGGUGAAAGCACCAAGGCGGCUUCCAGCGGGCAUGCCAGCAGCACGUUGGAGAGCCACAAGUUCCCCCUGUCUUCUCCGAUCUUCACGGGCUUGUAUCCAGGAUCCCUGUGUUCGGGUCUCAAUUCCCGGGUCCCAGCCGGAUACUCUCACCCUUUGCAGUACUUGAAAAACCAGACUGUGCUCUCUCCGCUAAUGCAACCCCUGGCUUUCCAUUCGCUCGUGAUGCAACGUGGAAUCUUCACGUCCCCAGCAAAUUCUCAGCAGCUCUAUAGACACUUAGCGGCGGCCACACCUGUAGGAAGUUCCUACGGGGAGAUUUUGCACAACAGCAUCUACCCUUUAGCUGCUAUCAAUCCUCAGGCGGCCUUCCCAUCCUCCCAACUAUCGUCCGUGCACCCCAGUACGAAACUGUAAACUCGGCCUCCCACAGCGUCCGGAUGAAGAUGGCAAGUCUCAUCGCUCCGUCCCCUACCCCGUGAUGACAUCUUGAAGGAGGAGCAGUCGGUGUCCCUUCUCAGCUAGGGCUCGGGAGCCGCCCUGGGAGUUGAACGCAUGGGCCUCUUUGAUCGGGGUACGGCUGUGCUUUGGCUGGGUUGGUCUGAACCCCCUUUCCCGUACCGAUGACCUCCCCAACCUCCAAAUCAUUUCACUUUGCACACGAGUUUUGUGAAGGGAUUUACGACGUCCAGAAAUUGCUCAAAGGGACCCCCGUCUGCCCUCAGAUUGUUGGGCCUGAGCUAGAAAGUUGGCGAUUCCGAGGAGGGGAAAAGAAAAGGAAGGCUCUAGUGAAUCCACCCAUCAAGGGAUGCCCAUCGUCGGGCCGCUUCUUUUGACUUUUCAAGGUUCAAUCAAUGCAAUGUAUAGUAAAUCUGCAAUCAGUCUUUCUUUUUGACACUAUUAAGCCGGAAAAGUAAACACUGUUCAACUGACUGUAUAGACUUGCUUCUGAAAAAGGUACCUGUAUUCGUUUGUUCACAUAAUUUAUAUACAGGUAGUUCCAUUUCCCCUCCCUCCC
Molecule: messenger RNA, 3094 nt
Organism: Gracilinanus agilis (Agile Gracile Mouse Opossum)
Lineage: Eukaryota; Metazoa; Chordata; Mammalia; Didelphimorphia; Didelphidae
Gene: ARID5B
Product: AT-rich interaction domain 5B
Exons: 2
Coding region: 271-2493 (740 amino acids)
Biological process (GO): regulation of transcription by RNA polymerase II
Cellular component (GO): nucleus
Molecular function (GO): transcription cis-regulatory region binding
Source: RefSeq, a predicted model, not a curated record